Molecule: messenger RNA, 321 nt
Organism: Penicillium cinerascens
Lineage: Eukaryota; Fungi; Ascomycota; Eurotiomycetes; Eurotiales; Aspergillaceae
Exons: 3
Coding region: 1-321 (106 amino acids)
Source: RefSeq, a predicted model, not a curated record
AUGGCCGCUAUUGUCACCCUCCUACUACGCUCCUCCGUCGAGAAUGGCGACAACCAAGUCAAGAACAGGGCGACGACCACCUUCACCUCGCAGGACAUCUACCGUCUCAAGCUCGCGCGCCUUCGCCUUAUCGGCCUCUUCCUCGUCGGCCUCGCCAUCGUCGCCGUGACCAUAACACGCCUAAUCAUGAACGUCACCAAUUACCAGCGCUCGGGCGCCUCCCACAACAUCGCUAACAUCGAGCUCUUCUUCUCCGCCUUCGUCGCCAACGCUCCGCCUAUCUACGGCCUCAUCAACGCCAAGAUUUCGAGCUCGACCUAG